AUGUGGAAACAAUUUACGCACAAUGGCAAUUAUAAAUGGAUCGACUUGCUACCACGUCUCGUGUCAGAGUACAACACGCGAAAGCAUCGAACUAUCGGUAUGCGACCUUCUGACGUAACUCCCGCUAUCGCCGAAAGACUCUUGGGUACGGUAUACAAUGCGAUAAAGAUCGCUGGUCCCGCAAAAUUCGAAGUGGGUGACGCUGUACGCGUGAGCAAAUACAAGACGAUUUUUGAGAAGGGUUACACGCCAAAUUACCGCGGAAAACCGGUCGCUGGAGGAUUCUACGAGCACGAGUUGCUUCGCGUCGCUAAUCCCAAUGUAUAUCUAGUUGCAAAGAUGUUGCGUAAGAAAGGAGACAAGGUGUACAUCAAGUGGCUGGGAUUCGAUGGAUCGCACAAUUCGUGGAUAAAUAAACAAGAUGUCGUUUGA
Cyphomyrmex costatus is the source of this 432-nucleotide messenger RNA. RefSeq lists its product as uncharacterized. The transcript is spliced from 2 exons. The record is from RefSeq and is a predicted model, not a curated record. NCBI's taxonomy places the organism in Eukaryota, Metazoa, Arthropoda, Insecta, Hymenoptera, Formicidae. Bases 1 to 432 code for a protein of 143 amino acids.